CCGUCAUUUCGCCGCGCUCCGCCGUCCGGCGACCACCGAUGAUGGCUCUCUGUUCAUAACGCUCGAACGCCACCAUCCCUCUACAGUCCACACUGCGCUCGCGGCGAUGGAGUCGUACGCUCCGCUUCUGGAGAAGCUCCGGCUCCCGCAGCCUUCUCUCCAGAGGCUCGCCGUCAUCUCCGUCUUCUCGAAGCUCCGAUCCGCUCCCAGCCGCCUCGACUCCGACUCCGGGCCCGGGCGCGAGGCCGUCACGCAAUGCCUCUGCUCGGCUUCGUCCGCGGUCGUCGACCAAUCCGUGCGCGAGCUGUGCCGGCUCGUCGCCGACUCGAGAAUGGACCUCCCCCGCGGGCUGCUGGAGCUCCAGUCCGCCCUCGAAGGAUCGGAGCCGAGGUUCGUCGGUCUCUUCGUGAGAGGGAUCGGGCUCCUGGUCCGACUAGGAUUUCGGAGGAGCGGCGGCUCGUGGCGGUUCGCCUCGACGGAGGCUCAUCCUUUCGUCAAGGUUCUUUUGUACCGAGCUGAGGCCCGAGAUGAACUCGUGCGACAGGUGUUGUCGUUUGCGGUGCAGAGCAAGCAAAUUGGCAUGGAGGAAGUGUGUGAAUUCUUGAGACCGCUUCUGGACUAUUCGAUUUUGAGAGUACCGUUUUCGGACUCCUCAUCGGCUUUGUUCGCGAGGCAUCUGUUGACAUCGAUGGCAUCGCUUUGUUGCUCAUUGCCUGAUGAUGGAAUCCCUAUACUCAAGCUUUUGAUUCGAUGUAUGAAGUAUUUCCCACACAAGAAUGGUGAUGAUUUCGGGAGCUUAAUGGAUUUUGCUGGGCACAUGGUGGAUGCAUUUAUAGUUGUUUUGAGGCAUUUUGUUGCAGCGCAAAUGCUGGUUUCCGAAAUUCAACUUUGUGGAGUGCAGCUUUUGGAGACUGUUCUUCAGUUAAGCAUCCAUCCUCUCAAGCACUCUAGAUGGAGUGAGCCCGCUGUUGAAUUGACAAAGCGCUUAUUGCUUGUCCAGAAAGAUCUUGGUCUGAGAUGCACGCAUGAACUAACGUCAAUCAGUUUGUCCUUGUUCACUGUUCUAGUUCAAUCAGAACUUGAACACGAACAAAUUUCAGUACUGAAAGUCAUCCUCCGUCUUUUGAAGUGGAAAACUGAUUCAGGAUAUGUGGAUGGUAACUCUGGAUGUGCUGCCAAUGAAGAGCUCUUAUUCAUAUUUCCAGCUAUCAGUCUCAUGUCAUCACCUUCUAAUUCCAUCAAAGAAGCAGCAGGUGAAUUGAUUGUCAUAUUGCAAAAAACGAUAGAGAAACCACUGAUAGUACUGAAGAAUGACAUUCCCAUUAAAGAGCAAUUUCAAUCAGUCAGCAUACCCGGAAAAAUAAUGUUUAGGCUCUUGCAGCAACUAUGGUCACAGGAUCCAUCCUCAUCAUCAAAAUUCUUUAUUGAGACUUUUGCUUCCUCUGGGACAAUUGAAUCUGAAGGAGCACCUCAUGUUAGAAGACCUUGGGCAUCUAAAUUGAUAGAACUCUCUUUAAUGAUCGCUGAGCGUAAAAAACGUUCUCUACCUGUGACACAAGCUCAAGAAGUAUUCAUGACUGAAAUGCCAAUGACAAUCUGCACGGUGGCCAGUGUUUUGGUGACACAUCAGUUGCUAGGGCCUGCUGCAGUUGAUGUUUUGACUGCUAUGGGUCUCGUGGUCCCUAAACUUGGAGUUCCGUUGUUGCUAGGUGUUCUUUUCUUCACUAAUAUAUUUGCCAGAAAAGAUGUUGGACGCGGUGAUAUGCUAUUGAAAGUUUUGGGGAUGCUUCCAUCACUGGCUUCAAAUUCCUCGAUGAUUCCUCUCGUCGUUCAGACUAUCUUGCCCUUGCUUCACAAUGACACAAAUCCGGUUUUGUAUUCGGCAGCAACCCGUUUGCUUUGCCAGACCUGGGCAACUAAUGACCGUGCUUUUGGAAGUCUGCAAGGGAUACUUCUUCCGAAAAACUUUGCCGAGUUCGGACAUGAAAAAGUUGUCUGUUUAAGUAUGGCUACUUCCAUUCGAGACGUUUGCAGAAAAAAUCCUGAUAGGGGCGUGGACCUUAUUCUGUCUGUUUCGUUGUGCAUUGAAAUGCAAGAUCCUCUCAUUCAGGCGCUUGGUUUUCAAAGUCUUGCCCACCUUUGUGAAGCUGAUGUAGUUGAUUUCUACACGGCAUGGGACGUCAUUGGAAAGCACAUGCUAGAUUACUCCAAAGACCCAAAUCUAGCGCACAGUUUAUGCCUUCUCCUAAGAUGGGGUGCAAUGGACGCGCAAGCUUACCCUGAAGCGUCAGAGCAUGUCUUGCAAAUUUUGUGGGACAUAGCCACCUCAACACGUGGUAAUGGAUUUAAGUGGUCAAAGGCUAGGGCCUCAGCUUUUGCUGCCUUAAGCCAGUAUGAGGUACCGGAUAUUGAAAAAACCAUUCCAGAGUUAAGGGAAAGAAGCACAUCUUUGCUCUUUUCAGAAACAAAUGACGAAAUACUUGGUUCUAUGGAACGGUUUCAAGUCAAGAUGAUCACAUACGAACACGUGAAUCGUCGGAGAUUCGUAAAGGAGAAAAAGGUUGUCACAAAUAAGAUUGAAAAGCUGCUUGAUGUACUGCCUCAGGUUAUAUUCUCUUCAGGAAAAAGAAGUGCCAGAGAAUGUCCUGGUGCAGCGCUGCUAUGCCUUUCAUUUACUCCAAAAGAUUCAAAGAGUGAAGGAGCUUACACUGAUGCACAUGCUCUGCAUGAGAACAUGUUGGUGGAGAUCGCCGCAUCUCUUCAACUCUCAAGAAAUACUUUCCUUGCACUUCUUUCGUUGCAAUCGUGGAAAUCCUUCAUGCGACGGUGGAUUAGGGCUAAUAUGUUGUCUCUUGAUGCGAAAGUAUCGUCCGUAGCUCUACAUAAACCAUCUAAAGCUGCUCAUGAUAUCUUGAAGAGCAUGAUGAGAAUUGCUGAGGAGUCCAUUCCUAGAUCUGCCGAGAAUAUUGCACUGGCCCUCGGUGCACUCUGUGCAGUGUUGCCUCAGUCUGCUCAUACGGUUAUAUCGGCUGCGUCGAAGUUUCUUUUCAAUUGGUUGUUCCAGUUCGAACAUGAACAUCGGCAGUGGUCUGCUGCAAUUUCUCUUGGAGUGAUCUCAAGCUGCCUACACGUCACAGAUCACAAACAAAAAUUUCAGAACAUCUCAGGACUUAUUGAGGUUUUGUCUAGCAGCAAAAGCACCUUUGUGAAAGGAGCCUGUGGAAUUGGCUUGGGUUUUUCAUGCCAGGAUCUUUUAACUAGGACUGAAGCUGCUGAUAAUCCUGACAGAGAUUCCUACAAGAUGGGUGAAGUUGAAUUAAUAGGGAACAUUAUGAAGUCUUUAUCUCUCACGAUAUUGGAACUUACAAAAUCAUCAUCCCAGAUUCUUCGAAGUCUCUGUGAACGUUUCUCCAAUGACAUGCGUGAGAAUGGCAGAUAUAAGAAUCCUGAUCUCUUGAAUGAGGACAGUGAUCUCGUGGAGGAAGACACCUGGGGUCUUGCUGGACUUGUUCUUGGUUUGGGAAGCUCUAUUACUGCAGUUUACCGAACUGGGGAAAUUGAUGUGACACUAAAGAUAAAGGACUUGAUAAUUUCAUGGAUUCCACACGCGAAGCCAUUUGUUUGGAGCCCUGACUCCUGUGAUGAAGGAUCUGAGAUGCUUUUAUCUGUUGGAUCUUGUCUUGCACUUCCCCUGGUUGUGGCUUUCUGCCAGAGAGUAGAAUUGAUGGAUGUUGGUGAACUGAAUCAUCUGAUAAAUGGCUAUAGAGAUCUUAUAUCUGAAUUAUUGUUGGUUAAAAAGUCAGGUGCAUUCCACCAGAGCUUGUUGAUGGCAUCAUGUGCUGGAGCAGGGAGUCUCCUUGCCUGUGUUCUGAAGGAAGGUAUAGACUCUAUCGAAGUUGGAUGUCUGAAAGAGUUGCUGGAUUUGUUGAGGAGAUGUUAUUCCAAACCUCAGCCUCCCUCCACUUGUCUGGGAGGGAUGCUUGGAAUUGUUAAUCCUUUGGGUGCAGAAGCCGGGUUGGUUCUCAUUCAUCCUUUAUCCUCCAAUGACAGUCGUUACAGGCUGAAGGAAUCUUCUCAUCUAAUCCGCGCGCUUCUUUCAAGUCCUGUCUGUGAGCCUUUGUUAACAUCAUCAAUGCAAGAGAUGUUUCUUGCUGCUCAACAUUCUGAUGAUAAUCAGCUGCAACAAUACUCUGCCUGGGCACUUUCUUUUCUUCGACAUAGUCUGUGGUCCAAGGAAGUAAAGUUGGAUGAUCACGCUCACAUUGAUACCACUGUCCCAGAAGUUGUUGCUCAAAGUUUCUCCAAUGACAGUGUAGUCAUGAAACUGUGCUUGUGGUUAACGAAUGUGAACUCUUCAAAGAUGAAUAAGCCAACUACUGAGACAGGGAACACACCAGACGUGAGAACAAUUAGAACUGUGCUGAAGUGCCUUUCACGAGCUCAGAGAUUGCCGAAUUUUGACUGGAAAGCAAUUGUUAGACGUCUUAUGAGAUACGAGGUGGAAAUUGGCAACUCGUUGCCAUCUGAUUUGGCUCCUCAGAAAGGCAUCUUGAGGGAGGAAUGCUUAAAUUUUUCGUUAGCUCACGCAUCCCGUUUUGAUCAAUUGCUGGAAUUCCUUGAUGAGCUCUCCGACCUCUCGAGGUUCAGGACACUUGAACCAAAUCUACAGUGUUGCCUGCUCUUUCGUCUGGCCGAUCUUGUAAAAGCUUUCUCUUCAUCCAGGCGCGAGAAAUUACUCUCUGAUAUAGCUGAUUUCUUGCUUUCACUUGCCUCGAACCAAGUUUACAACCUUGAUCAGAUAAUUUUGUUACGUAUUUCUUGCUGGAAGGGCCUCCGUCAAUGUUUAGACGAAGCUUUACUUGAUUCUGAAGAGUAUCUUUUAGGUAUCGAAAGGUGCAUGGUGGUGCUCUUCUCUUUAUUGCCUUCAUAUCAUCCUACAGGUAUCACUGAGGCAGAGCAUGUGAAUUCCAUUGAAGAAUGGUCCGAGGCAGUUAGAUGCUUUGAGAAGGCACCAAGGGAUUGGCUUUUGAAUUUUCUACAGGUGGAUUUGGAUAAAGAAAAUGGCCGGUUCUUUGAUGUCCUAAAGAAAAUUGAGGUGAAAGUGAGGUUAGUCGGGAGCAGUUCCAUCCCAUUGGCUGAGCUGGGAAGACUGAAGGCCUUUCUCUUUAACUGCAACUCAAAUGACACAUGGAAUGUGCUCGUUGAAGUUGUAGCAACUUUACAACAUGCUGAAGGAAGCAUUAAAAGACAGUGGCUUGUUGAUGUGGUGGAGAUUAGCUGUGUCUCUAAUUUUCCCUCUACGCCAAUGCAAUUUAUUGGCCUGCUCUCAGGCAGUUGCUGCAAAUACAUGCCUUUGUUGAUCCUGGAUCGCUUCAGUGUAUUGAGUGAUCUACCAGUUACUCUCUCUUCUCUUUUGAACGACCCCUCUUGGACAGUCAUCGCGGAACAUUUCACUGCGACUCUUUUGGCAUCAACCGAGCGCAUAUACCAUUGGGUUACACAGCCCUCCUGUGGUGAGGGUACGCUUACCUUGCAAGGUAUUGAUAAAAGCGAGAACAGCUUAGCUCCUUCCCUACUACAAGUGAUGCAUGAUGCUUGUACAUUGUUGAGAAACUACUUGCCUCUAGAGAAGCAGAUCGCGCUUGCCAACAUGGCAAUCCAUCGAUAUGUAGAUUAUGUGUAAAUUAGUGUUUGUUUUAUCAUUGAGAUGUACAUAUAGUAUACUGAUUCCUAGAGUUGUUUCAAAAGUCUGCAAGGGUUCCAGUUGAGAUGGGAA
Syzygium oleosum is the source of this 5776-nucleotide messenger RNA. Its product is annotated as protein RST1. The record is from RefSeq and is a predicted model, not a curated record. Lineage: Eukaryota; Viridiplantae; Streptophyta; Magnoliopsida; Myrtales; Myrtaceae. Bases 107 to 5683 code for a protein of 1858 amino acids. Gene Ontology annotation, biological process: regulation of post-transcriptional gene silencing. The transcript is spliced from 25 exons.